AUGUCCUACUUUUUCGGCCACCUGAAGUCGCCAGUGCUUGCCGGCAACUCACUGGCUCUCUCCACAGUUGUCUGGGCUUUGGAUAGGCUUUUUUGCACCUAUUUACAUAAUCCUUUCGUGGGAUGUUUGUUGGUGGUGGUGUCGCUUCUACGCUUACAGCAUGACCAGUUGACGACGGCCUUCCAGAUGAAGGAGCUUGCAUACUUUGACGUGGACGACUAUCUUCUUGAUUUGUUCCACAAUGUUGUGAACCUCGUGUUCAUCGUCAGAUUCGUCAUGUCUCUGCGGUGCUUGACCCUCCGGAGCAAUGUCUUACUUGAGAUUAUCCUUCUUAUCUUUCAAGAGUUUGGCGUUAUAGUGCUUCUCUUUUAUCCAAAGUACUCCUUGUUGUACUCGGAUAUCAGUGUGGUGCUCCGUGUGUUCAUCUGGUGGCAGAUCCUCUGCCCAUACUUGAUCUUGUUGUUUAACACAAUUGAUAUCGGCAAGGAUAAAGAAGAAGUCACCGAGGAGAAGCGCCAAUUGGCCUCCCGCCCAAGUUACAAUAUACUAAGCGUGGUUGUGGAAACGAACAAUAACAUGCUCCCGGUGUUCAUGGCCCAUUCGUUCGCCACAAUCAACUUCGACUUCCCUUUCCACGAGGGAAUUUCCCUUCCUUUGCUUUACCAUAUCGGAGUGAUCAGUAUCAAGUUUUAUAUCAUCUGUCGCUUUAUUCUUUACGAGAUUGUGACGGUGGUGUUUAACAUUUCUAACCUCAAGUCUUUUGCCGAACUUUACACUCCAGUUCAAAUCGGUAACCCUAAGAAGUCAUGGCUCUCUGGCCUUUCCCGCUUCACAACUUCAAUUCUUCUUGCUACUACAUUCAUUUGCAUCACAUCCGAUGUUGGUAUAAUCGUGCUUUCCAAGUACUAUUCCUAA
Candidozyma haemuli is the source of this 915-nucleotide messenger RNA. RefSeq lists its product as uncharacterized. Bases 1 to 915 code for a protein of 304 amino acids. The transcript has a single exon. Lineage: Eukaryota; Fungi; Ascomycota; Pichiomycetes; Serinales; Metschnikowiaceae. The record is from RefSeq and is a predicted model, not a curated record.